Cynoglossus semilaevis (tongue sole) is the source of this 1812-nucleotide messenger RNA. RefSeq lists its product as uncharacterized. The transcript is spliced from 6 exons. Gene Ontology annotation, cellular component: nucleus. Lineage: Eukaryota; Metazoa; Chordata; Actinopteri; Pleuronectiformes; Cynoglossidae. Gene Ontology annotation, biological process: negative regulation of Notch signaling pathway; positive regulation of neuron differentiation. Bases 293 to 1186 code for a protein of 297 amino acids. Gene Ontology annotation, molecular function: DNA binding; transcription corepressor activity. The record is from RefSeq and is a predicted model, not a curated record.
CACCUAAUUGUAAAAAAAUCAUAACAUUUCCCCUUAAAUAUUUAAAAUAAGUGUAGUGGUAGAUAAAACACGCGUAGUAUUUACAGACACAUUAAACCGAAAAUGUUUUCCAAGGCUGUUAUAGAUUAGCCGCAAUUACACCAGGAUCUUUGUACUGCACUACUGCAGUAGUACUACUUCCUCUACUACGCAGUAUUAUUUCCAUUUACUGCGUUGGCUUUGUCCUCAGUGUGUGUCGUUAUUGUGUGUCCUUUAGGGCGAGCUUCACGUCCAGUUGUUAUUAUUCAUCUACAUGCCUCCCAAGAGAGAAGCAGGAACCACCGCCACACAACCGCCAAUGAAAAUACUUAAAGUCGACUCGGAUGUACAGGUGUUUGGCUGUGAUCCAGAUGAGGAACGGUACAGACCGUCCGAAGAAGCCAGCUACUCGGCGUUUUCCAACAACGAGAACGAAGUGAAUGAAUUUGACGAGGAAAAUGAUGGAAGUCCAGGCAUGAGAACGGACACCAUCAGUCUCCUCAUGAAGAUCGAUCAGCUGCAGGCUCAGCUCAAGUACGAACGCAGAUGUAGGGUUUUGGCUGAGAGGGAGCUCAGGGAGUUAAAAGAGAUGAACACUCUAAUGAUGCAGAUGAGGCACACAGCACACGAACUAAGAGUCACACUGAACCACGUUCUCCAAGAAAGAGAGGAAACACUCAUACAGCAGACCUCGCAGGAUGAAACCCUGUCGUUCUCCACUCCGCCUGAGGCAGAGAUCAGAGAAGUCCACCAACUCUCAGAGGAUAAUAACAACAUUCUGUUUCUUGCUGAAAAUCUUCGAAUACCGAGGAACCUCUACGAGCCGAUCGCGGAGAUCGCGGACUACAAGAAGUACAUUUCAGCGCUGCUGAUGAUACUUUUUGAUAGAGAAACUUUGGCCACACACUCGUUGCAAGGUCGUAGAGGGGCAGGAGACGAGUGCCACAAGCCUCAGCUACCACCUGACAUCCUGAAGGGCAUCAUUGACCACGUGUCGACCAAGUUUGGUGUGGACUGCAGCCAAAUAAGAACAGCAAUCAGAACAAAGCUUAACAAUGAGGACAAACUAUUAAAGAAGAGGCUGGGUUUGAUCAGGCACGAACACAGAGCGAGUCUGGAUCCAAACCUGUGCCAGGAUUCCUCCCUCCUGGCCGACGUAGUGUCGUAGUGGGCACUGACUCUCACCUAUAACGUUUUUAAUUUGUAGUAAAUUAACAUGUAAUAUUUUAAAUUUCUUUGAUUUGUUGACUUUUGUUUCUGAUAGUAGGGCGUGACCGAUGACAUUAGUUUUCUAAAAAACAAAUGUAUUUAGUCAUAGUCUAGUUGUUGUCAUUUUUCCCAGGGUCCUCUCUGUUUUACGCUGACAUCUGUUUGUGUCUUUUGACCUCAACGUGCCAAAAGUGUGAAAGUCAAACCUGUCGUUCCACUCAACUAACCGAAUACUUAAAAACUGUGGCGUGUACUCCAAAAUAACCAAAAGUUCCUGUUUCCUGUUGGGGUGUGAAGUGGUCGUAUCUUUAAAGGCUGGAUCGUGAUGUUGUUUGUUAAACACUUCUAGCACAAUUUAAUCAGCUGGCCUUUAUUUAUUUUAUAAGUAGAAAGUAUUUGGAUUAUAUUGUCCGUUGUUGUACUCUUGUUACGAGUUGUGCAAUACACCAUGUGAUACUGUAUUUUAAGAUUCUAUUUUAUAGAUUUAGAUAAGCCAAGAAUGGCAAUGAAGCUUCCACAACUUCUGGUUCUCUAUUUGCUGUUAUUCACUGUGAAAAAAGUAUAUUAAAACUUUGAAGCCUUUGC